AGCCUGUGUGGACAUUUUUAAAGAUCUGGAUACAACUGUGGUAACCCACAGGGUAAAAAUUACUUUGAUGAGGAAUCCCUAGCAAAUGUCAUAUUCAACAAAAAAGCCCGUUUGCAACUCUUCACUUGGAGAUAGAACUGUUGAAGUACGAGCUGUUGGAGCAUGGAUAGAAGAUAGACCUGCUCAGUUGUUACAUGAAGUUUCAAGACAGAGAUAUGAGGUGUGCAGAAGCUGCUCAUGUACAAAUGAAGAAAACUGCAUCUGUAGCAUCACUUGUGGCACAGAGGCCGAAAAUGCAGCUGUGAGAGAAGAGUUUCGUGUGCAAGAGACACUAAAACAGAAAGAAAUUAACUUGAAAACUUUCAGAGCUGCUGUUCAAAAACGACUUCAACUAGUACAACAGCUCAAGCAUGAGGAACAGGUCUUAAGACAGCUUCAUUUUGAAGAUCAAAAACAACACCUUAAGCAGCAAGUUUCAAAGCUUCAGCCUCCAUCAUCCAAGGAAAAGGAUAGUAACUUUUGUGAUGCACUAACUAUAAACUUCAAAAAUGAUACUUUAAACAAUCUGCAGAAACAUCUUUUAGAGAUUGACAACCAGCUAAAUAUGAUAAGCUCCAAAAGGGAAGUUAAAAAUACCAAAGUACUACAAGAGAUUUCCUACAACGAAACAAGAAGUGCUUGUGAUUCCAAUAAAAUACCUCAGCAAACUUGUACUGAUAAUGUUAAUGCAAGCUCUGUGGAAAUAUUGCAUUCUGAACCUCAAGCUUAUCUCCUGAAUGCUGUGGUGGGGUUAACAGAUUCUAAAAAACACCAAAAUCACCGAUUACCUCAUGUUAGAAAGUUCCUAAGUCAACAAAACCAGAAACAAGCUCAUCAGUGGAGGCUGCACAAUCAAGUUAAAAAAAAGAGUCCUCAGCACCUGAUGAAGAAGAAACCUGAGUUAAUGAAUUCUGGAGGAAAUAAUACUUAUCGGAUAAGGAAGAGAAAAUGUGUUGACUUACAUUCUAGAAAUAAAGCUUCUACCCAUCUAAGUGACAAUAUGUCUGAGUGUUCUUGUAAAAGUGAUUCAGUUGUAAAAAAAGAUGUCAGUACACAGGUAGAACCGUCUGCUUUUGAUAUUGUUACUGCAGAUAAGUAUGUUCAAGUUUCACCUGAAAAAGAUCCCAGUGAAGGUCCUAAUUGUUCAGCUAAGCAACAAAGUGAAAAUGAAAACCUUGAAGAAAUCUGCACAGUGUGUGUCAAAUAUGAUGAUGGCAUCUUGAUCAUUGAGCAACUUUGAUGCAAGAUAGCAUAGGCUGCACAAUGUUUGCAUUUGAUUAAAAUAAUUAUAGGUUUUAAAGAAUAAAAUAUAACUGCUUGUUCAUUAUGCGUGUGAAUAAUCCUGUGUUUAAUAGUUAUAUGCAACUUAACCUUAUUAUUCUUGUACAUGUUAUAUGAUUUUUUACUUGUCUGUAUAUAGAGAAACAUACAUAUUAUUUUUCUUAAAGUAAGAUUUAUUUUAAGAAUUUGAACUUAGUUUGAUGUGUUUUGAAAUUUGAGUAGUAUACAAGGAAUACAGACGUACAUGCAUAUGCAUUGUUCCAAAGCACUAGUGUUUAUAUGCCAAGUACAAAAGUAUAGAAUUUCAAAUUUGUGUUUGUGCUUUGUACAUACCCGUAAUGGGAUGUUUUCCAUUAUUAUUACAAUCCCUUGAGUUGCAUUUUCUUUUAUGUUCCUGCACAGGUAUACUCACUUGAAUGUGUCCUAGUUUUAGAGAAAGUGUAUCAAUAAAUGACAAAAAAUUAUUCCUGCUUUUUCUUCCAUAUAUUUUAUACAUUUUAUGAGUUAGUCUAGAAACAUUCUUUGAGCUUUGAAAGCAUUUUAUAGCUCUUCUAAUUAAUAUAAAAAUUGUUAUACAUAUAAAGUAUCAGGAAAAAAUUUUAUCUUUGUGAGCAUUGCAAAAUUGUAAUAAAUUUUAAAUACAUUUUAAGUGAUCAAAUCUCCUGGACCUUUCUUUGACAUUUUUGGGAUAUUUAAUGAUGCUUUUUUUUUUUUUACUCAAUAUUACCCCAAUUUUUGUGUCAGCAAUUUCAUAAAUAAAUAUUUAUGUGCAACAUGGAAUGCAAUAUUAUGGAAGACGUUUACCACUGGCAGUGUUUUACUCGUAUCUUCCCUAGCAGUUUCCCAAUUGAAGAACAUUGUGAGCAUUAAUGAUAGUAUGAAAUUCUACCAAAGGUAUACAUGUUUGCAGAGUCUGAUGAAAUCAUGGUUAUGAACUGGUAUAUACUUUAGUUUACUCAUAACUUGCUAUUAGAACAUGUAUUUUAGUCUGAACUAAAAAUAAGUUUGUAGUUUAUGCAACAUUAUCAGAAACUUGACUAAUAAAUUUUUAUUUUGUGUACAUACCCUGUAAAAAAUCUCAGCAAAUUAUUAAACAAAUUCCCAUAUUAUGGAUUACAACCUGGAACAUAAAUAAUUUCCUUCAAAUAUAUACAUGCUUUAUGCCUUAUUAAUAAAAACUUUAUAGUUAUUGUUCUAUUUUAACUUGAGGAAUUCCAUCAGGGAUCAAACAACUAGCCAUUUUAUGUUCGAUAUGUACAGUUCUUUUAGUUUUUGACUAAAAUAUUCUGUAUGGAAACAAGGGAUAUUUCAUUAUUUUCAACUCAAAAAUAACAGUGUUUUAUGGGCUUAACUGUAGAUUCUAAUAAAGAUUGUAUUUGUACACUGAAUCAUAACAACUGAUAGCUGUUGUCUUCAUGAACUUAAAGUUCAAUAAGAUAUUCUAGCAUUUUGAAAGUGAUAUUUUCUAAACUAUCAGAAAAUAUAGCUUGUUUUAUUUAUAAAAUAGUUUAACGUGCAAAUUUUGAUAUAUUUAAGAAGUCAUAAAUGAUGAGAAAAUUGACAAAAUUCAUCACCAGGAGGCAAAUUUAAAUGCGCAACUCGAUAAAUCUACUACUGAGAAA
This is a messenger RNA of Limulus polyphemus (Atlantic horseshoe crab), 2942 nucleotides long. RefSeq lists its product as uncharacterized. The record is from RefSeq and is a predicted model, not a curated record. The transcript is spliced from 8 exons. NCBI's taxonomy places the organism in Eukaryota, Metazoa, Arthropoda, Merostomata, Xiphosura, Limulidae. The coding region runs from base 86 to 1279 and encodes 397 amino acids.